Stylophora pistillata is the source of this 2790-nucleotide messenger RNA. RefSeq lists its product as uncharacterized. The record is from RefSeq and is a predicted model, not a curated record. NCBI's taxonomy places the organism in Eukaryota, Metazoa, Cnidaria, Anthozoa, Scleractinia, Pocilloporidae.
AAACAAUCCGCCAUAUUGAUUUCGUUAGCGUCGUCUUGGUAGAGCAGAGGAAUGCCUCGCCAAAGGAAGGUUCCAGCAAGGUUUAGAGAUGGUGCUAAUCCUGAUGAAAUAGAGGCCGAAGGAGAAAGCAGUGGAUCUAACCCUGAGAGUCCUCAAAAGAAACAGGGAAAGGAAAGCUCUGGCUCAUCAGAUCUUGCCAGCCCUAUUACAUCAAUGCAACACUUUGGUGUACCUCCCGCCUUUAUCACAGAAUCAAAUACACAUCCUACCGAGACCACUGUAGGAAUGAACAGACCAAGCCUCAAAAUUGAUCCAGUGUAUCCAUGCGGCAUUUGUAAAAGGGAAGUAAAUGAUAAUGAUGAUGCCAUAUUCUGUGAGACAGGCUGUGCCCAGUGGUAUCACCGUGUCUGCACAGGCUUGACCGAAUUAGCUUAUGACUUGCUAACUGCUGAGGAGAAUGCAGAGUGGGUCUGUGACAACUGUAUUGCAACUAAAAGUGUUCCAUUGGUUAAAUUGAAGAGUUGACUGUCAUGUCCUCUUUAAUACCAAGAUAGUUGAUAAAUAUUAUUGUAGUUAGUAUAAUUAUUAUGUUAACCAAUCUGAAUUUUGUAAUUUUCAUGUUUACUGGUUUGAAAAUUAACAAUUUAUACAUUUUAGUUCUGAGAUAAGGAAUUUUAUGACACCUUUUGAGCUUCGUUGAUGGAAAAGAGAGAUUGUAUUUAAUUUGUAGGUGAACAAUAACAUCUUUGGAAAACCAUUUGGUUGAGAAAUAUUCAUGUUAAACAUGUGUUAUUCCAUGUGCACAAUUACAAUCCUGAUGAUGUGCAUGAAAAAAAUUUUGAUGCUGAUUGGGUAGAAGUGAAAUACAGUUUUUAGUUUGUAGCCUAAAAGUAUGUAAGAUUUGUUCAACAAUACCCUUUUUCAGAAACUUUGUCUUUGCUAGUAAAGAAUUUCGGAAAAUGUAGCGGAAAUCUAAUUAGUAGUACCAUUUUCCAAAGAAAUGAAAGACUGUGAAGUUGAGAAAAAUGAAAUUCUAAUGAUGUUAUUGAAGAUGUUUUUGCAUUGUAUUUGUGCAAAUACAAAACUAACUUUUCUCACUGAAAUGUUUUCUCCAAGAUAAUAACGAUAGUCUAUGAACUAGCUUAAAUUUCUCUGUCAGUACAUGAAGGCAAGAGGUGUAUAUGAGUAGCAAAAUACCCUGUAUCUUAUUGGUUGAUAUAUAUUCCUGAAAAAGGUUGUAAAGUGAAAUGCAGGAUUUUCAUGUUUCCCUAUAUUUGAAGUUAAGCUUUUUUCUCUUCAAACUUACUACAAACCAUAAGGAAACAGUUUCAGGUUUGGUCAGACUAAAUACUGUUUUAGUCAGUCAUGGUCUCAAGUCACACAUGUAAGAGCUCGGGUUCAUGCAACUCCAGUUAAAAACAUAAAAUUUUUCUUAAAUUUAUCUGUACAAUUGAAUUGACUCUACCUCAUGAUGUUGGUUGUACAGUAUAGGGUUAACCUCUUAAACCUCCUUUUAGGGUAUUAUUUGUGUUGUUUAUUCUUUGAUACCUUAAAUAAAGUAUGUAUGUAUGUAUGUAUGUAUGUAUGUAUAGUGUACCCUUUGACCAUGCUAGUGUUAGACAGUAUUGACAUGAUUACAAUGACCAGUACUCUUAGCAUCUAUUGUAAAUUGUUAACUUGAAAGUUGUAAAUAUGUGAAGAAGUAUAAAUAUAUGCAUGCAUUAUUCUGUUGACAUACAUGUAGUGUAAUUUUUCAUUACUUAUGUGUAAAUUUUAUGCAAAAAAAUGCUUUUAGAGAGAAGCAUUAGAUGAGAUUGCGUUAACUUAGCUUCACUUACAACAAGCAGACAACCUUGUUCUUGACUUUUAUUUUGUUUUAUUAUCAUCUUUGGGUACUUUUCAAUACAUUAUUGGUAUACACCAAUUUUCCUUAACAUAUAGAAAAAAUCCAAAGGCAAAAAGGACAAAGCCAAAUAGGAAUUGUGUUUUGGGUAAGAAAUUACUCUGUGGUGAUAUACUUGGCACCAAGGGAAUUUGUGAACAAUUUCCACAGGAUCCUGUAAACUUCUUGAGAUUGUCAGACAUAAAAAGUCAAGUGAUUCUUAAGUCUCUGUUUGGUGUUUUACUUGAUGAAACAUCUAAACCAAAGCAUGCAGGAAAAUCAUUGUGUUCUUGACAUUAAGCUCAACAUGAUAGUUUGAAAUAUUGACCAGAUUCACACACUAUGAUAAUAUUUAAUUUUUGCCUUAAAUAUUGUUACUUUUUCAGUGAGCUAGUGCACACCAGAGAAUGGCAACAUUUAAACAAAUGUUAAAAACAGUAAUCUUGUAGAAUGCUUAAGUUUGCAUAUUUGUCAACUGGUGAAACAACAAAAAUCUAAUACUCUCAAGAAGUUUGUAAAAAUUUCCAAUGCGUGCUAGGUACCUUGCCUUGAUUUUAGAUGCUAAUAAUUCCCAUGUCGCCUUUUUGUUUUGUUUUGUUUUUUUUUUUUUUUUCAUUUUUGAUUUGCCUUAAACAUAUCAAGUUUUAUCUUUCUGCAAGUCAUUAAGCCAUUCAAAAUUAUCUAGAAAUGAACGUGACGCUGAGUAUUUUCAUUGAAUUUUGUGGAAAGAUGAAUCUUAGUAUAUUAUGCUGUUAGCAGUGCAACAAUAAAAGAUGGGGUUCACUAAACUCCUUUGUGAGUUACAGGCACAUAAAGCUAAAAUCAAGGGUGUUUCCAAGAGACUGUCAUGUUGCUAUGAUGACCUAAGAUGUUGAACAAAAAAUUAAAAAUAAACACAUGUUCAAAAA